Molecule: messenger RNA, 1976 nt
Organism: Diuraphis noxia (Russian wheat aphid)
Lineage: Eukaryota; Metazoa; Arthropoda; Insecta; Hemiptera; Aphididae
Source: RefSeq, a predicted model, not a curated record
UAACGCCAGAGGCAUUCGAGUCGAUACCUAUACUAUUAACUCAGUGUAGUGGUAUGGUGGUUAUUAUAGUUCAGACAAGACUGUAAGCUGAACUCCGGAAUGGUCAUGGCGCCUAAAUUGUUGUGGAUAACAAUUAUUCAUGUUUUAUUGUGGAGCUUUACAUUUUCUCUAUCUGAGAGUAUUGAAUUAAAUGAAGAUGGUGGAUUAUUACUAAAUAGACUACGCGAUCGAGUACGGUACACGACACAUAUUUGUGAUCGUUUGAAAAAUUCACCGCCGGUGGUUAAUCAUAAUAACUAUGAAUCUUUGUCUAAUUCAGAUAGAGAUGAUAGUUCUGAAAAUGCUGGCUUAACUAAGGAUUUGAGUGAAUCAUCAAAUCCCGUAAAAAGACAUGCUAUCUUACGAUGCUAUAAUCGUCCAGCACAGGAAAAUAACGAAUCUAACAAACCAGAUUUAAUAACAAGUGAGUGGCAAAUGAAAUCUACUCCUGUAGACAACGCGUAUGGUAAUUUAUAUGACCAUCCAACGGUUGCAGGUCUACAAAAAAUUGACAUUAAUUCACACAAAGUGAUUGAUCAAGAACCGUUWUAUCAUACAGUACCACUUUUACAGAAAGGAAAUCUUACUGAAAAAAAACCAAAACACUCAGUACUUCAGUUAAAUUUACAAGAUAUGACCAAGAAAAUCAAAUCAUUAAUUUCUACACCACAACAUAAGUUAGGUGAAAUAAUAUCAGAUAAAUUAGUCGAUGAAAGUCUAUAUAACAAAUUAGCUCAGCCGUCACUGACUCACUCAUUACCUCCCAAAUUUACUAAGUAUCCUGUAGUUAAGCCAGAAAGCGACAAACAGAGUAACCCGUUAAAACUGUCUCCAAUUUUACCACAGAUACCGAAUAGCAAUUUUUAUGAGAAAGAUUUUAUAAUUGAAAACAAACCAUUCUUGUCCCUUCCAUCAAUUCAGGUUAACAAGCCGAAACCUGYAGACAUAUUGUAUGACAGACAUGUACCACCUAUGGCGUAUCGGCCAACACUUCCUCCAUUAAAACAUACUCCUGUCAUCAAACCGACACAUCCACUGAGUUUCGUACAAAAAGAAUUUCCGAUACCUACAACCAAUGAACGGCCACAGGGUAAUAUUGGUUUGACAUCCCAAUAUCCUAAAAUAAUCAAGAACGGCAUUGCUGAACCAACGUCUCAACCAAUCCUAAUUGAAAAAAACGAUUCAAUAUAUUUUCCACAUAAAAAACUAAAGGAAUCGAUUGAUUUGUCACCACCUACACAAUUUAUAAAGACUUCUGAUACGGAAAUGAUAAAUAAACCGAUUACAAUUUUUGAAAAAAAAGUAUCAAUAUAUUUGCCAUAUAAAAAACAACAGGAUUUAAUUGAUUUAUCACCACCUAAACAAUUUAUMAAAACUCCUGAURUAAAAACGGUACAUAAACCGAUUAUAAUCGAAAAAGAAGUUUCAACAUCAGUACCAAAAGAACAAGAACAACCAAUAAAUUAUUUKCCAUUACAAGUUCCACAAGUUAUACAGAUUCCUGACAAAGAAUCAAUUUAUCAGGAAACUUCAGGCCAAACAAUAGCAUCAACAAAUGUACCAUAUGAACAAUCAACAAUUACUUAUGAGCCUUUGAAUAGUGGAUCCACAUCUCAGAUAAUACCAAGUGAAAAUGAAGUUUCAAUAUCUAGUACGUAUGGACAACAACAGCCAAUAGUAUAUUUUUCGACACCUCCACAACUUCAACAAAUUAAAAUGCAAAACGAAAUAUCAACACCUUUACCAUAUAAACAACAAACAGUYGUUGAACCUCUAAAAAUAGUCAAACCUUUUAACACUGAAUUAUUAUCUAAAAAAAAAAAUUCAUUAUAUGAUCAACAACAACCAAUAACUUUGCCAUCACCUCCUCCACUAACCAAGACGACUACUUCAGCUUAUGACUAUUAAUUUAUAAUCAAAUAUUUACUAUUGAUUUA